AAAGGCUGAUCUUACCAAUUCCGAUUAACCUAAUCAAUCGAUUGUUACAUUGAAACUGAGUAAUCACGGUUGACACUUAAUUGAUCGAUUAGCUUAAUCGGAGUUGGUGAGACCAGUCUUCAAAGAUUUUAAUUCAGCUAGGGAUCUAGCAGGAAAACGAACAUCCUGUAUCGUAGGUUUUAACCUGCUGUUGGCACUUCUGCAAUUUUGAUUGUCGAUUAAUUUAACUAGAAACUUCUGAUGACAGUUGGUGAAAGAUGGUGAAAGAGGGAAAACUUUAAAAGUUGUGGAUAUUACGUAGUAUUGUUUGCGACAAUAACCAUGUCAUCAGCGACUCUUAUUAAGCGUCAGUUAACCAACGUGAUAAACAAAUUCAAAUUUGAGGAAUUGGAAAGUGCCGUGAUACCCGUUUUUCCAGAGACAUCGUGGGCUCGCGUCAGAUCCAAAUUGAUUAAGAAUCACAAGAAUUUUACGGUAUCUAAUGUGGUGCACGUUAUCCGGGACAUUCUUGACAACGCAGAUUUAAGUUUGAAAGAUUUACAUGACAGAUUGACAACGCUAGAAGUGACAGAUAUAAGCAGACAUAGCUAUAGAAAAAUAUGGUACGGAUAUAAAUUGUUAGAAUUGAAUAGAGAGUUGAGGCAUCUUGAUAGACAAGAGAUACAGGAAGAUAUCAAAGAGGAAUUUCAUUCGAAGGAUUUGGAUGUGAACAUAAAAGCUAUAAUGUACGAUAAUAUCGUGUUUAUAUCUGUCAAGGAGAAGAAAAAGAAAAAGAAAGUACAACACAUCACGCCAACUUAUUUUGCCUUGUUUUUCGAACAAAAGUAUUUUUUUUGCUCAAAGAAGAAUGUAUCAAUUGACUAUAUAAAAGUGAUAGCUAGCAAUCUAGGUUAUAAUAAUAGCAAAAGAAUCAAGCUGAUGGGCAGGGACCUUAAAUCUUUAAUAAAAUUAUUAUGGAUUAAACAUCAAAAUGUUUUACAAGCUGAAGGUAUUAGUCAACCACCUGUUUAUCAACCGUCUGAACCUGUCAUCAGUAAUAAUGGCGUGGAUUAUACGCAGAGCAAACAACGAAAAAAAUAUGCAGAACAGUGUUUCGGCAAAGAUCCUCCGAUUCUAGAGAAGCUUAUUAUAAAAGGGUCAGAGGAAUCUAUAAAACAUGACAGUGUAGCUUCGAAGUUGCCUAAUAAUACUAUACGUAUAAACUGGGAAUUUCAUAGUCGCAAUAUGGGUAAAUUUUUAACUGCCUUAAUUGAAAGACGCGUGUUCAUGCCGCCAUUACCUGAGUAUAUAUCUAAUUUUAUGAUAAUGGGAAAAAAUGAAUUAACACUUCAGACUGAGCAACAAGCUCAGUCAUAAGUAUGAAUUUUUUUGUAAUAACAAAAUUAAACAUUGACAUUUUAAGACCGGCUACACACGUUCAAGCAAUUUCUCAAAUUUACUUGAACAUGACUGAGACUUA
Molecule: messenger RNA, 1459 nt
Organism: Trachymyrmex septentrionalis
Lineage: Eukaryota; Metazoa; Arthropoda; Insecta; Hymenoptera; Formicidae
Exons: 6
Coding region: 322-1356 (344 amino acids)
Source: RefSeq, a predicted model, not a curated record